AUGAGUGAAGCACCUAAAGUCACUAGAAGAAGAUUUGUAGGUACCAGAAAAACUGCAACAAAUACUUCUGAACCUACUACAACUAAUGGUGAUGCCAAUAAAACUAUAGUUCAUAAGCCUAGGGUCAAGAGGAAUGUUGGUAGAGCCUUUAAUCAUAUUCCAGAUGAUAUUAUAAAUGAUGAGGAUUUAAAUGAAGCUAUUAAAUUAUUGCCUUCUAACUAUAAUUUUGAAAUUCAUAAAACAGUUUGGAAUAUUAGAAAAAUGAACGCUAAAAGAGUAGCUUUACAAAUGCCUGAAGGUCUUUUGAUUUAUAGUUUGGUUAUUAGUGAUAUAUUAGAACAGUUUUGUAACUGUGAAACUUUAGUGAUGGGUGAUGUUUCUUAUGGUGCUUGUUGUAUAGAUGAUUAUACAGCAAGAGCUUUAAAUUGUGAUUUUAUUGUUCAUUAUGCUCAUUCAUGUUUAGUCCCUAUUGAUAUUACCACUAUCAAAGUAUUAUAUAUUUUUGUGACUAUUAAUAUAGAUGAAACUCAUGUUAUUAAAACUUUACAAAAGCAUUUCCCAAAGGGUACACGACUUGCUACAUUUAGUACGAUUCAAUUCAAUCCAUCUCUUCAUAGUAUUAAAGAGAAACUUUUGACAGAUGAGAAUCAUAUGUUAUAUAUUAUUCCACCUCAAAUCAAACCACUUUCUAGAGGUGAAGUAUUAGGGUGUACAUCUGAACGAUUAGAUAAGGAGCAAAUUGAUUAUAUGAUAUUUAUUGGUGACGGUAGAUUUCAUUUAGAAUCUGCUAUGAUUCAUAAUCCUGGAAUUCAAGCAUUUAAAUAUGAUCCUUAUAAUAAAAAGUUUACACGUGAAGGUUAUGAUCAAAAACAAUUGGUUAAAGUUAGAACAGAAGCUAUUGAAACAGCAUCGAAGGCUCAAACUUUUGGUUUAAUCCUAGGUGCAUUAGGUAGACAAGGUAAUAACUCUACAUUAGAUAAUCUAGAAAAAUCCUUAAAAUUGGCGGGUAAAACAGUGGUUAAGAUCAUUUUAAGUGAAAUUUUCCCACAAAAAUUAAGUAUGUUUGGAGAAAUCGAUGCGUUUGUACAAGUUGCAUGUCCUAGAUUAUCAAUUGAUUGGGGUUAUGCAUUUAAUAAACCAUUAUUGACACCAUAUGAGGCUAAUGUUUUAUUAAAGAAGGAUAUUAUGUUCACGGAAGAUUAUUAUCCAAUGGAUUAUUAUGAAGAAAAUGGUUAUGGUCGAGGUCAAAUACCAAAGCAUGCUUCGCAAGAUUGA
Messenger RNA from Henningerozyma blattae CBS 6284, 1275 nucleotides. It is a transcript of the gene DPH1, whose product is annotated as 2-(3-amino-3-carboxypropyl)histidine synthase. Gene Ontology annotation, molecular function: 2-(3-amino-3-carboxypropyl)histidine synthase activity. The record is from RefSeq and is a predicted model, not a curated record. The transcript has a single exon. Lineage: Eukaryota; Fungi; Ascomycota; Saccharomycetes; Saccharomycetales; Saccharomycetaceae. The coding region runs from base 1 to 1275 and encodes 424 amino acids. Gene Ontology annotation, biological process: protein histidyl modification to diphthamide.